AUGCCGUCCUUCGGGUUCAAUCUCGAUACGCCGUCCAAAUACCUCGGUUCCGGCUCGCCCAAUCCUUGGUCCUUCGGAACAGGCCUCACCCCGUCCCUCUUCAGCUCGCUCAACUCGCGCGGCUUCACACCCUCAAUCACCGAGUCGCACGACGAGCCGAACCCGUUCGAGCUCACGCUCAGCGGUCCGUCAAGCAAGCGGCAUUCGGUCGCGAGCGGGAUGCUCGGCGGAGCCAAGGACGGCGACGCAGAGAUGGACUUUGGCGGUUCGUCGCUGGCGUCGACGCUGAUGGGCGGACGGAAACGCGCCAUGUCGUCUCCUGCGAUCGGGACGCCCGGGGGAACCAACUCGUUCUUCGCGAUGCACCAGCCUUCUCAACUCGCGCCCGGCGCUUUCGCCGACCUCGCCAUCAAGCCGAGCAAGCGUCCUCGUAUCGACUCGACCACCUCGUCCGGCAUCGAGUCGAGCGACCGCAUCUUCUCCAGCAACGACCGCGACAGCGACGAGUCGCCCGCCUCGUCUGUCGUCCUCAGUCCGCCCGAAAUCAAGUCGAUGCUCCCCUCCAUCCGCGAAGACAAGACGCCCCUCUCGACUCCCGCCGACAUCCCCGUCUCGAUGGGCCUCAACGUCGCCGGUUCUUCAAACAUCGGCAUCGGUCCCCCCACGACCGCUUCUCUCCUCUCGCAGCUCGAGAAGCAGCGCUCCGCCAUGAUUGCCGCCGGCACCGCCUACUCCCAGAGCAACCCCCUCCCGAUCAAGCCGCUCGACAUUGCCGUCAAGUCCGAGACAAUCGACGACUUUGACGUUCGUCCGCCUGUCACGCGUGGUCAGAGCAAGAAGGGCAAGGCGCCUGUCGCUUCCGGCUCUACGACGGUGGCGAUGUCUGAAGACGGGACGCCUGCGCCUGCGCCGAAGCGCAAGGGCGGGAGGAAGAAGAGCGCGGCUGCGGCGGCCAAGACGGCGGCGGAGAAGAAGGAGGGACAGGAGGCCGCGGAGGACGACGACGAGGACUCGGUCAAGCGCAAGCAGUUCCUCGAGCGCAACCGGAUUGCGGCGUGCAAGAGCCGGCAGAAGAAGAAGGAGAAGACGCGGCAGCUCGAGCAGUUCGCCGCCGAGCUCUGCAACCGCAACCACGUCCUCCAGCAGACCGCGCUCGCACUUCGCAACGAAGCGGUCGCGCUUCGCCAGCUCAUGCAGGCGCACAACGGCUGUUCUUGCGAGCAUGCGCAAGGCUACAUCGCCCGCGAUGCUGCUGGCGGCGGCAUCGCCACGAUCGACCAGCUCGCCGGCCACACGCUCCACCUCGACUACACCGCACCUCCCGCGAUGGGCACCGAGGACGACUGCUACUCGUUCCUCGAACGCGGCGAGCCCCCUCCCGGCCCCAACUUCCAGACCAGCAAGGGAGCGUACGCCGCGCCCGCCAAUGCAGGACCGGCUAUCCCUGUCGUCUUUAAGCCCGGACCGUCGCCGAAACAGUCGCCUGUGAGGCAGUCGUCGACCCGCUCGAACGGCAUGUCGACGCGCAGCUCGGGAGUCGUCGCGUCUGUCGCGCCUGAAGCGACGAACGACGUCCUCGCUGCUGAUGUCGACGUUGCGGCGCUUCAGGCCUCGAGUUACCUCGGCAUGGGCAUUCCUCCGACCGCCGAAGCCGCCGCACAAGCAGGCUUCGUAGACGACGCCGCCUUGCAGCGCAUGAGGGCGAACAGCGCUCCUCCCACGACGCCCGGGUGGGACGGCGCCGCACCCGAUGGCGACUACUUCAACCCGAAGACGAGACCGUCGCGCGUUGUCGUCGCCUGA
This is a messenger RNA of Rhodotorula toruloides NP11, 1803 nucleotides long. RefSeq names its product bZIP transcription factor. The record is from RefSeq and is a predicted model, not a curated record. Gene Ontology annotation, molecular function: DNA-binding transcription factor activity, RNA polymerase II-specific; RNA polymerase II cis-regulatory region sequence-specific DNA binding. Bases 1 to 1803 code for a protein of 600 amino acids. Gene Ontology annotation, biological process: regulation of transcription by RNA polymerase II. The transcript is spliced from 3 exons. Lineage: Eukaryota; Fungi; Basidiomycota; Microbotryomycetes; Sporidiobolales; Sporidiobolaceae.